Molecule: messenger RNA, 5546 nt
Organism: Serinus canaria (Common canary)
Lineage: Eukaryota; Metazoa; Chordata; Aves; Passeriformes; Fringillidae
Gene: PAPSS2
Product: 3'-phosphoadenosine 5'-phosphosulfate synthase 2
Exons: 12
Coding region: 81-1910 (609 amino acids)
Biological process (GO): sulfate assimilation; 3'-phosphoadenosine 5'-phosphosulfate biosynthetic process
Molecular function (GO): sulfate adenylyltransferase (ATP) activity; adenylylsulfate kinase activity; ATP binding
Source: RefSeq, a predicted model, not a curated record
GAGAGGGGCCGGCCCUGGGCCGCGCUACGUGUCCCGCAGCCCUUAUAGCACCGGCCGGCCCGGCCCGCCGCGGCAGCACCAUGGCGAGCCGAGAGCACACGGGAUCCACCAACGUGGUUUACCAAGCCCACCAUGUCAGCAGGAGUAAGAGAGGACAAGUCGUGGGCACCAGGGGAGGAUUCCGAGGCUGCACCGUUUGGCUCACAGGCCUUUCUGGAGCUGGCAAGACAACCAUUGGCUUUGCUCUGGAGGAGUACCUGGUGGCUCAUGGCAUCCCCUGCUACUCCCUGGACGGCGACAACGUCCGGCACGGCUUGAACAAGAACCUGGGCUUCUCGGCCCAGGACCGCGAGGAGAACAUCCGGCGCAUCGCCGAGGUGGCGCGGCUCUUCGCCGACGCGGGGCUCGUCUGCAUCACCAGCUUCAUCUCCCCCUUCACCAAGGAUCGUCUAAACGCACGGAAAAUCCACGAGGCAGCUGGACUUCCUUUCUUUGAAAUCUUUGUAGAUGCUCCUCUAAAUAUUUGUGAAAGCAGAGAUGUGAAGGGCCUGUACAAAAAAGCAAGAGCUGGAGAGAUCAAAGGAUUCACGGGGAUCGACUCAGAGUACGAGAAACCCGAAGCUCCCGAGCUGGUGCUGAAAACAAACAUUGCAUCGGUGUCUGAGUGCAUCCAGCAGGUCGUGGAGCUCCUGCAGGCACAGAACAUCGUGCCCCAGGGCUCAGUCAAGGAUGUUCUGGAGCUCUUUGUGCCUGAGGAUAAGCUCAGCAGUGUCCGGGCUGAGGCAGAGCAGCUGCCAGUCCUGGAGAUCACCAAGCUGGAUCUGCAGUGGGUGCAGGUGCUGAGCGAAGGCUGGGCCACUCCUCUGACAGGAUUCAUGCGGGAGGCUGAGUACCUGCAAGUGCUGCACUUUGGCACCCUGCUCAACGAUGGCGUGGUGAACCUGAGCGUGCCCAUCGUGCUGCCGCUGUCGGCAGAGGACAAGCAGAGGCUGGAGGGCAGCGCGGCGCUGGCGCUCCGCUUCCAGGGCCGCCGGCUGGCCGUGCUGCGCCGCCCCGAGUUCUUCGCGCACAGGAAGGAGGAGCGCUGCGCCCGCGUCUGGGGCACCACCUGCCCCCGGCAUCCCCACAUCCAGAUGGUGAUGGAGAGUGGAGACUGGCUGGUUGGUGGAGACCUGCAGGUCCUGGAGAAGAUCACAUGGAAUGAUGGGCUGGACCAGUACCGCCUGACCCCGCUGGCUCUCAAGCAGAAGUUCAGGGAAAUGAAUGCUGACGCCGUCUUCGCCUUCCAGCUGCGCAACCCAGUGCACAACGGGCACGCGCUGCUGAUGCAGGACACGCGGCGCCAGCUCCUGCAGAGGGGCUACAAGAACCCCGUGCUCCUGCUGCACCCCCUGGGGGGCUGGACCAAGGACGACGACGUCCCUCUGGAGUGGCGCAUGAAGCAGCACGCCGCCGUGCUGGAGGAGCAAGUCCUGGACCCCAAGUCCACCAUCGUGGCCAUCUUCCCCUCUCCCAUGCUCUACGCCGGCCCCACGGAGGUGCAGUGGCACUGCCGGGCCCGGAUGGUGGCGGGGGCCAACUUCUACAUCGUGGGGCGCGACCCGGCGGGAAUGCCGCACCCCGACACCAGGCAGGACCUGUACGAGCCCACGCACGGGGGGAAGGUGCUGAGCAUGGCCCCCGGGCUCACCUCCGUGGAGAUCCUGCCCUUCCGAGUGGCUGCCUACAACAAGCUCAAGAGAGCCAUGGAUUUCUAUGACCCAAACAGGCAUGAUGACUUUGACUUCAUCUCAGGGACACGCAUGAGGAAGCUUGCUCGGGAAGGGGAAAACCCCCCAGAUGGCUUCAUGGCCCCCAAAGCCUGGAAAGUCCUCACCACCUACUACCAGUCACUGGAAAAACAGAAUUAACUCCUCCUCCUCCUCCUCCCUAGAAACACCUGUAUUAAUAGUGAGCAAUGAUCGAUUGAUUCCCUGUGACACAGAUCACUUGGCAUGACCCUGGGGUGUUCCUACCUGGGUCACAGUGGGUUUUUACCAAUCAGAAAUACUUCCAGCCUGAUCCUUCCCCCCUAAAGCUGCUGGGAGUGUCCCCAUGGAGCUGGAAGGGAUGGGGAGCUGGCCCUUUGUUCCCAGGUGCUGCCAGGGCCACACAGCAGCUGCCAGUGCAGAGGGGACCAGGGUAAACCCUGCCUGUGCCCUGCCUGGAGCAGAAAUGAAGAAGUGCUUUUCCACCUUGUGCCUUAGACAGUUUUUGCUAAUUGACAGCAGAAUCUUUUUAAUGCCCCUUUUAUAAAAAGGACUUUUUAAGAUCAGCUGUGACCACCUCCAGUUCUUGGUGGCUGAGCCAACUCCUCGCUGCCUCUUUCCUUCCUCCUGCUUGACCUCUUUGGUCAAACCAAUCCUGGGCUGAGCAUUCCUGUUGCUCCAUGUUAGCUGCCUGUGAGGAUGUGCCAUGGUGAUCCCUGGCACAGGGAUCCCUGCACUCACAGCUGGGGAGCCUCUCCUGGGAGGCACCGUAAGCCCUGAGAUCCCUGAGAAAGCUCUGGACAGCAAGGAAAAGUCAGGGAUGCUGGCACUGUGCUUUCAGGUGUUCUCCUCCCACCUGGCAGGAUGGGAUCCCCCUUCCCUCUGCCCACAUUUCCCCCACCCCAAAGGCCAAUCCGGGGCAAAACAGCAAAGUCACGGCACCAGGUGGGUCUGGAGAACCGGCUGGAGGAGGCUGCAGCUCCUGCCCUCAUCCACACAUGUGUGGGUGCAGGUGACCUGAUUUAUUCCGAGUCUGCGGCAUGGGGACAGCCCGAGGAUGGCAGGGGACAGCCCGAGGAUGGCAGGAAACCCUUGGCCCCCAGCCCUGGGGGGUUCUGCUGCUGCUGAGCCGAGAGCCCGGUGCUGCCCCAGCCCUGGCUGUGGAAAGUCACCGCGCACAUUGUCGCCUUCCCCACCGACAUUGUCGCCUUCCCCACCCUCACGCCGGCACGGACAUGGGCAAUGCCCCGCCUGAGGCUUUUCCGCUGAGCCUCCGAGGUGACAGAGCAGUGACACAAAGCGACAGGACAGCCGGGCUUCCCUGGGCACUGCCGGGGCUGCCAGGGACGGGGCUGGUCCCGGCGCGGUGGCAGCAGAGCAGAACAACCUGCACUCGGUCAUUGCAGCCCCGCUCGGGAAUUUUGCACCUGGCCGUGUUCAGCAGCCGCCCCCGGAGCCGUCGGGAUGCUCCCAAGGAAGGGGAAUGAGCGUUCCUCUCUUCUGGUGCUGCUGUUUGAGUUCCAGGUGGAUCCACGCUCAGCAAAACCAACCCGCUCCUGCUCGCUACCUGCUCUGCUGUGGCCAGGGCACACUGUCCAACCUUCAUCUAUCACUGGAAAAUAUCCUUGCAAAAGGGCUUUUUGGGUGGCUUUUUAAGUCUUUUUUUUUAAGCAUUUGGGGGAAAUCUGUGCUUUACCCAAAUGCUGCAGCCUCCGUGCACCAGCACCAGCCUCAUCCAGCCAGGCCCUCUGGCAGGUAGCCAAAAGUGAUAUUCCCAUUUAGGAUUUCUGAGGAGUGAAACAGCACUGUUGCUGCUCAUCCUCAAAUAAUCCUGUCCUCCCCCCCCCAGUAAAUCCAGGUGGUCACAGCAAAACACAGAUGUUGUGUUAUCAUUUUAAACCAGUGCAGUGUCCUGAUUACCUCUGAUUCCUUUAUAGGGGUUUAUAGUCUAUUUAUUAAAGACAUGAGACUGGAAUUUGUACCUCAGCUGAUGCAUCUCAUGAUUUAAUAUAUACUGAACUCGCUACUCUAUGAAACACUCACUUUUAGUACAAAUAAAUAUUUAUAUGUGUAAGUAGCUCUCACUUGGUGAUUUUUGGGUGCCUGGGCAAUGCUGUGCUGGAGCAGCUGUCCCUGGAGAUGUCAGAGAGGAAUCCCCUUAAUGGAGGCAGGAUCAGGGGCUGAGGGUUGGACCAAGCCUCUCAUGGAGCCAUGGAAUGAAAGCAGCCACGUUCCAAACCCUCAGCCUUUCGAGGAAGCUGCCAGAGGGUUCGUGCUUUGACAAGGACUCCCACAGCAGCAGCAAGGGUGGGAGAUUUCCUGGAGAAGUGGGAAUUGCACUCUAGCUGCAGAAACUGCCCCCAGGAGCAAUCAGGAAUGACUCCUUGUGCCUCUUCAGCCAGGCCCUGAUGGAUUUGGGCAGCAGGGAAAGGCAGCUCUGGCCAGCAGUGCCCAGGGCCGGGCUUUUGGAGACACCAGCUGGAGAUCAGGGCUCAGGCAGUGACCAGGGGCUGUGUCCCCGGGUUUGUCCUGCUGCCGUGCCCUCCCCCGGGGUGACACGAACCCCCCUGAGGACACACUUCACACUCAAUUAAAGCUAAUUAAGACCUGCCUCCACUGGGGUUUUACCAGGCAGGAAACAGCCCGAAAAUAAAGUGCAAACAGCCCUCCAGCACUCGGUGCACUGUCUGAUGCCAAGCUGAAGAGCCAGCAACCUGUACUACUGCCCUUUUAUCCAGAUAUGUCCUGGGGGAAAUGAAAUAUGGGUGGUAUGGGGCAGUCUCGCUGUCACCAGGCACUGGAGGAAAUGAGAAGGGAGGCACCCAGAGGUGCAGGAGGUGCAGGAGCAGCUUCCCAGGCUGGCAUUUCUCAUGUGUAACUGUGCCAGGCUGCUCCCAGCCCUGUCCAGCCUGGCCUUGGGCACUGCCAGGGAUCCAGGGGCAGCCCCAGCUGCUCUGGGCACCCUGUGCCAGGGCCUGCCCAAUUCCUUCCCAAUAUCCCAUCCCUCCCUGCCCUCUGGCAGUGGGAAGCCAUCCCCCCUUGUACAGAGUCUCUCUCCAUGUUCCUUGCAGCUCCUUCAGGCCAUAGUUUGGUCAGCCCAAAGCUUCUCCUCUCCAGGUGAACAAUCCCAGCUCUCCCAGCCUUUCCUCCCAGCAGAGCUGCUCCAUCCCUCUGCUCAUCCCGGUGCCUCCCCUGGGCUCUCUCUCCUGGAUCCCAGGCUCACCCAGCCCCAGCACUGAAGUGAUUUAUAGGAUUAACAUCCCAGACUUUUCUCAUUUCCAUAUCCCAGCAGCUCUGCUGUACCUAAAUUCCUGCAGCCCUGUGUUAGAUCAUUGUGCAUCUCCCAUUGCUUUGGAUACAGGGAAGAAGUCUAAGAAUUAUUCAAUUGUUUUUAUCCUCCCCCUCCCAUUUGGUUUUAAGAUUAAAUUGGGACAAACUCAGCCCUGCAGCAUCACCCAGCCAGCAUUCCAGAGGGCAGGACAGCAGGGAGCAGGCUGAGCUUGAGGGACACUGUCACCAGCCCCUGACACCGUGCCACGGCAGGGCUCCAGCCCUUCUUCUUUCACUUUAUUUUCCUUUGCAGUGCAUUUGGUUUUACAUCAUUCUGUGCCUCCAAUGUUUCCCUCCCCUCACAGGCAGCAGAGCUGUGACACAGCAUCCCAACCCUGGGCUCUGAACAUUUCAUUCCCUUUACAGAUUUGGGGUCAAUUAGUGCACAGUUCAUAGCAUUAUAUGAAAAAACCUCAAGUUCUUGACUAUCUCUGACAAUAACUUCACUAAAAAAAAAAAAACCCAAAA